Molecule: messenger RNA, 1836 nt
Organism: Drosophila innubila
Lineage: Eukaryota; Metazoa; Arthropoda; Insecta; Diptera; Drosophilidae
Product: GTP-binding protein Rhes
Exons: 4
Coding region: 264-1565 (433 amino acids)
Molecular function (GO): GTPase activity; GTP binding
Source: RefSeq, a predicted model, not a curated record
UUAACGCCGACAAAGUUGGAGAGAUUGAAAAUGCAAAUUGCUGGCAGGAAGUGACAGACGAACAGCGACAGCGACGUGGGUGAAAACUAAUUUUGUGGCAGGAAAAACAAGCAAUCAAGUGCAUGCAAGUUCACAGGUUGCACGCUGCGUAUGCGUAAUAAGCAGCAGCACCUGCAUAGGACAGAGGGGAGGAGCAGAAGCAGGAGCAGCGGGAGUUGGUGGUGGCAGUCGACCAUUAAAGUGGCGGAAAUGACACAGACGAAAUGUAUCGCUGCAAAAAUUGGUUCUGUGCGCGCAGCAACAACAACAACUAUGUCGAUGUCGCACUAAAUGAGCCCGGAACAACAACAACAGCACCAGCAACAUCAGCAACAGGAACAACAGCAACACCGUUGUUGGCCAACAGCAACAACACUAAUAGCGUGAAUAGAGCUCGCAACAAAACCAAUAGCCAUCAACAGGCAAACGCCAGAGCCACGCCCACCGAUGACCACCCACCGCCAACAGGAGGAGGCGGAGGAGCGGUAGGUGCUGCUCAUGUGGUCACCUUUCUGGAGGAUGCCCCGAGUGGCAGUGGUGGCAGCAAUGGCGGCAUAACCAGCAGCCGCAUCGUAACCACUGCCGAGCUGCAUCAGGCUCACAUGCUGGAGCACCACUCCAAUCUGGAUGCCAUCGAGCAGGCCGACGAUUUCAUUUACGGCCCCGGUGCGGGUCUCUCACUAUGCGACGACAGUCUGCCCUCGGCCAAGAAUUGCUACAGACUCGUAAUGCUCGGCUCCUCACGCGCUGGUAAAUCGUCGAUUGUGGCACGUUUUCUGGGCAAUCGCUUUGAGGAGGCAUAUACACCAACUAUUGAGGAGUUUCAUCGCAAAUUGUAUCGCAUACGAAAUGAGGUCUUUCAAUUGGAUAUUUUGGAUACUUCUGGCUAUCAUCCGUUUCCCGCAAUGCGUCGUUUGUCAUUUCUAACGGGCGAUCUCUUCAUAUUGGUCUUUAGCAUGGAUUCUCGAGAGUCCUUCGAGGAGGUCGUACGCCUGCGGGAGAAUAUCCUAGAGACCAAAUGGGCUGCCCUCAAUCCAGGAUCUGGAUUUAAAAAGAAAAGUCUGCCAAAGAUACCGAUGAUCUUGGCAGGCAAUAAAUGUGAUCGCGACUUCAAAACUGUGCAAUUGGAUGAGGUGAUGGGCUAUAUUGCUGGCCAGGACAAUUGCUGCACUUUUGUGGAGUGCUCAGCACGUCAGAAUUAUCGCAUUGAUGAUUUGUUUUAUGCACUCUUCAUGGUCUCUAACUUGCCCCUGGAGAUGACACCGAAUCACCAUCGACGUCUAGUAUCGGUGUUUGGUGCGCCCUCGCCACUGCCCCCGCAUGGGUCAGUUGUCGGUGGCAGCAAGAAGAAUGCACUCUCCAUCAAGCGUCGUUUCAGCGAUGCCUGUGGCGUGGUCACACCCAAUGCCCGACGUCCCAGCAUCCGCACCGACCUCAAUCUGAUGCGCUCCAAGACGAUGGCCCUGAACGAGGGAGGCGAAGGUGUCCGCAAUACAUCCCGCUGGAAUCGCUGUGCCAUCAUGUAAUCCGAUCUCUCACUGAGAUGGCAAACAGAUUGCAAAUAGAGACCUCUGACGUCCAUGUGAUAGUAGUGAGAAGCGGUCAUAGUCUGUGUCUGGGUCUGGUUCGGAGUCUAGGAGAUACUCGUAUUUUAAUUUUAAAUGCAGCGUUUGGGUGAUUUUGAUAUGUAAUGUAAAUACUUGAAUAUUUAUGUGGUUAGCCUAUAAGCCAAGUAAAACUAAAGUAAUUAUUAUAAAUGCAUUUUACAUUUCUCGCAUUGUUAUUAAACUAUUUAUG